GGUCGGAGUUGGCGGCCCGCUGCGUCCAGUUCUCCGUCCCGGCCCCGGCCCGGUCCCGCCGCCAUGGCCUCCCGGCUGCUGCACGCCGCGGUGCUGGGGCCGCCCGGCUCGGGCAAGGGCACCGUGAGCCAGCGCGUGGCGCACAGCUUCGGCCUGCAGCACCUGUCCAGCGGCCGCUUCCUGCGCGACAGCCUACGCGCCGGCUCCGAGGCUGGCGACAUGGCCAGGCAGUACCUGGAGAAGGGCCGGCUGGUGCCUGACCACGUGAUCACACGGCUCAUGGUGUCUGAGCUGGAGCUCCGGAGCGGCCAGCACUGGCUGCUGGAUGGUUUCCCGAGGACACUGGGGCAGGCCGAGGCCCUGGACAAGGUCUGCAACCUGGACCUGGUGGUCAGCCUGAACAUCCCCUUCGAGACCCUGAAGGACAGGCUCAGCCGCCGCUGGAUUCACCUGCCCAGUGGCCGCGUCUACAACCUGGACUUCAACCCUCCACUCGUCCCGGGCGUGGAUGACGUCACGGGGGAGCCGCUGGUGCAGCAGGAGCACGACAGGCCUGAGGCGGUGGCCGCCCGGCUUCGGCGGUACAAGGAUGCGGCAAAACCGGUCAUGGAGCUGUACCGGAGCCGCGGGGUGCUGCACCAGUUUUCAGGGACAGAGACGAACAAGAUCUGGCCUUACGUUUACACCCUUUUCUCCAACAAGCUGGCGCCUCUCCAGUCCAGAGAAGCCAACUGAGGCCGGGGCAGGUGGGAGCCCCCAACCUGCGCCUUCUCUGGCCACCUGAGCAGCUGGCCAGGACCAAACAGGGUGACCCGAAGGGAGAACCAGCAAGCGUAAGAGCCCGGGAGAGGCCUGCUGGCCCGGGCCCUGUCCCCACUGUCCACCCUGUGCCCCUGUGACAUGGAAGCCGGCCGCUGUCAUUGCGGGGUUCCCAAGCAGCGGCUGUCACUGAUGCUUCAGGAGCAGCGAUGCCCACUCCCUGCUCCGGCUCCAGGGACCCCCUCUCAGACACCCGGGACGAGGGAUUGGCUUCCACCGGCCGAAGUCUUUCCAUCCGUUUCCCUCGGCCUACCUGGGGCAGCUCUAGGCAGUGACACGCAGGUACUUCCUGCCUCUGUCCCUCUCUUCCUGUGACCUGGGGUGGGAACCCCAGGAAUCUCCAAGCCCGGAAGCUGAGCCUGCAGUGCACCUUCAUCUCCAUGGCUGCCUGACUCUCCCACCCGCUCUCCUCCUCUUAUUGUGAGAAAAUUAGACCCCCAUAGUCUGCGAGUUUUCAGAAUCAUGGGAAAUACAUACAGAAAUGCUACAAGAUCAUCGCAUCUAUGGACAGAAGUAGUCAGACUGUGGGAUUAUGGGAUGCGUAGGAUAGUUGAGCUCUUUGUUGCAGACAGCAAAAUGGAUUCUGACCCAGCUGACACACCUGGGUGCCCUCCCAGGGUGACUGCAGCGCAUCACCAGGCGGUACUCAAGGCGCUGAAGCCCCGGGUGGAGGAAGAUGUCGCAUUGGCUAGGCUGACGACAGCUUUGCCAUUAUGGGGAGACAAAGUCUUUUUCUUUUCUCCUAUAUUCCAAAGAUGCGGUCUGUGGGUGGCUAUGAGGUCUAGAAAUGCAGACACUAACGCCUUGUCAUCCCACCAGCUGUUUGUUAAAAGGCGUUCCUGGUUCUGGCCACCACCUGCGCCCUUGGUCUCCUCUGGGACGAACCUUGACAUGGUUCCUGCUGCCUUACGAGUGUGUAUGCCCUGCAUGCCCCGUGCCUGUCCCCAGGGCAUCCUUUGCUCUUCCUGGGAGUGAAUUCCUUUUGACUCUUGUACUAGGGAGCUAACAAGAAGCCUGUUUCCGCCUGCAGUGGUGUUGGCGUGCACAUUCCGCCUGCAGUGCCCAGCACUGGCUGCCCCCGCCAUAUGCAUUCUGGACGCCAGUGUGGCCACCCUCCCCCUUCCGGCUGCCCACCUGGCCAGUGCUCUCCCCGCAUUCCUUCUCGUGAAUGCUCCUUGGCACUCAUAGAUAAGCUCAGGGUUUCUGCGGAACCAGGUAGAGAGCAACUCGGGGAUAUUGCACAGGUCAGCGUUGCCAUGGAGAGGACGUUCCCAAAGUAGGAAAAGCAGAGUUAAAGUUAUGAUGGGCUAUUAAGAGGAGAGCGUGUGCUCUGGGGAGUAGAACCGUCCUCCCUGCCUUCUAACGGAAUGAUUGCCUUUAGGACUUGGGGCAGUGAUGGGGGAGACAGCUGAAUCUGGGCCAUGUACUCUGCACCGGUCUUUCCUCCCUUCCGUGGAACACAUGAUCGUGGCCACUUCCGGUCAGGCAGAGUUUCAGCAGUGUCCGCUGGGGCUGAGACCCAGGCUUUGAAUAGGCGAUGGUCACAUUCAGUGGCCUAAGAAAAAACAAGUAUUUUUGGUUUUUCUCUUUUAACUCACUAGUAUUCUCUUAACGUGAACAUAAUUCAUGGAAAUAGUUUGACAGAAGUAAAACUGAAGGAGCCUCUUUCUUUUCCCUUCAGUUGGAUGUCUCUGCGAAGCCUGCCCCUUCCCGGAAGUGAGCUCCCCAAGUCUUGCCCCUUGCAACCCCAGGGCCUGAGUGGCUCCCUUCUCCCUGGGGCUGCAUCCCAGGCCAGCAGAGGCUGCUAAAGUGACAAGUCCAUUCCUUUCCUCUUGCCUGACGCAGAGGAAGCUGCUAGAGGAGGCUGAGCUCUCGCCCCUCCCGAGUCCUCCUGUGUGUAGAGCAAGGCCGCAGAAGCAGCCGGGUGUGGGCCUUGCCUGGCCUCUGAUGUCCUCGGGCUGUGACCCUGGGGGAGCCUUUGGCCUUGAGCCGGCCCUGUCUGUGCCGCCUGCACCUUGGCCUGGAAGCUGCCCGGACACAGCCGCUUUUCCUCCUUGAGGCCAGAAGAAAUUCCCGCCUGGCUCCGACCCCAGCAAGGCCCCAAUGCAGGGUGAAUCCUGGGAAGCGCAAGCGCCAUCUCCAGCGCCUCCCUUGGGUGCCCUUUGCCUUCUGUGCCCUCGUCCCUGUACCCAUUGUGUGGCCACACGGUUCUGAGUGCCAGUUCUCCCCCUGCCCCUCCACUUCUCACUCCGAGCCCGGGCUCGAGAGGGACUUGCUCCCCGGUCACAGCCGCUGCUUCCCACAACUCAGCUCAGCUGCGGUUGGUGCUGGCCUCACCACAGCCCCUGGCUGGCAGAGGGAGCUCAGGCAGGGGUGGUUGAGGGGUGCUGCCGCUGCAGGCCUCUUUCUGCCGCUUGAGCUGCUGAGGUGGGACCGUUUUAGGUAGGAAGAUGCCUGCACCGACCUGUGAAUAGGGUUCUGAUAAAAUUUACUUCACUGUAACCCAAGCUCAGUGUUGGACAUUGGCUGUGUGUCUGAGGAGGAGAAGCCUGCAGGGCCAAUACUCCCUGUGCACAAAAGAGGGGGCGUCCUUGGUAGAUCCUCCGUCGGGCGUCACCUCGUGACAUGGUGAGCAGCAGCCCAGUGCUGUGGACAUUACCCCAGUGACCGCAUGGCCUUGGAUUUAGACACCGAAAUAACCCUGUUUAUUUGAACACCGGCUUCCCACAACUGUGAGGAUUCACGAGGAGAUUCCAGACUCCCUUUCUCUCCUGUUCCCUGGUUGGAUGGAGCUUCCCGAGCACGCACCUGCGCCUGUCUGCCGGCCUGGCUCUCCACCUCCAGUGUCGGCACCAGUGGUAGUGCGGGCUGUAGAGACGGGCCCGCGUCUCCCCUGCACCCUGCUGGCGAGCGUCUGGGGUGUCUGCGCUCACCUGGUGGAGUUCACCUCUGCCCCUCUGUGUAACACAAGGUCUUUGGCAGAGGGCGGCUCCAAGGGAGAGACCAUUGUUCAGAGUCGGAGUUGCUUUCUUAAUCUGCUUCCAGUUUUAGUGGCUCCUUGGUGCCCUUGCCAACUCCAAAGAAGAACCCGGUGUUGAACGUUUCUUGAAUGUGAGCGUGUGGUCUGCUCAUAAACUGUCACUCUCUCCCACAUGUCACCGAUGCAGCCUGGCUUCCAGAGGAGGAUGCAAGGCAGGCAUGGCCAGACCGUUAGGCUGCUUUUCAACAGCUCCCUGCGUCUGCCGAGGCAUUAAGAUUCAAGUGAUUCACCAGUGCCAGACCUUAUCUUUCUUGUACCUAUUGCACAAUUCUUGCUGGAAUAAAUGCCAUUAUUUGUAUGCUUUGGGAUGUCCCUGAGUUUGGUCACCCCGUAUGUGUGGUGUGUGAGGGAUGGGGCCUUUCCUGAGGGCUGAAGCUGUGCGUGGAUUUGGCACGGAUGUGAACUCCAUCCUCUGGUGACCAUCAGGCUCUUGAAGUAAAAGAUUUCCUGUAGAAAGCUUCUCAGAGGAGCACCCUGCCUUCAGGUUCCCCCCGGUACAAGCCAUUUUGUAUGUAGAGAAAAGGGAAGAAAAAUGGGGACUCAGUGUUGAAGUUAGCUCAAGGAGUAUUGGGCUCAGCGCUCUUCUAGUUUUAUGUGAAUUUGUGCUACUGACUUUUCAUACACCUGCUUCGGAGGUGGGCAGAUCUCUGGACACACUGCUGAGUUUCCGUGGCUUUUCACUGUGACCCUGGCUCCAAGCUCACGCCGGUCUUGUGGCCCAGUGACCCCCGAACGGGGUUUAUUGUCCUGUGAGAUGCAGCUUCCCUGGAGCCCCGAGUUUACAAUGCACCAGAGCCCCCCUCUGCAUGACAGCAGUGCCCUUUGAUUCUGUGCUUAUUAAUUCAAAGCCUCAACCUGUCGUCUGUCCUCUGUCCUCACUGUUAAUUGUAUGAUUGUUUUGAUUAUCUGGUUUAAAGGUUGAUUCCUACUUUUCAAUUUGAUAGAAAUAAAGUUUUUUCUUCUGCUUACAA
Molecule: messenger RNA, 4830 nt
Organism: Heterocephalus glaber (naked mole-rat)
Lineage: Eukaryota; Metazoa; Chordata; Mammalia; Rodentia; Bathyergidae
Gene: Ak4
Product: adenylate kinase 4
Biological process (GO): nucleobase-containing compound metabolic process
Cellular component (GO): mitochondrion
Molecular function (GO): ATP binding; AMP kinase activity
Source: RefSeq, a predicted model, not a curated record